Dermacentor silvarum is the source of this 672-nucleotide messenger RNA. RefSeq lists its product as uncharacterized. Lineage: Eukaryota; Metazoa; Arthropoda; Arachnida; Ixodida; Ixodidae. The transcript has 2 exons. The coding region runs from base 1 to 672 and encodes 223 amino acids. The record is from RefSeq and is a predicted model, not a curated record.
AUGAAACCCGGCAAGGCUCCUAGCUGGGAAAACUUGAGCCUGAUCUCACUCACCUCAUGCGUGGGCAAAGUGAUCGAACAUGCGUUCCUCAAUCGAGUAAACGCCCAGCUCGAACUGACGGGUGUCUACCCGGACACCAUCAUCGGUUGUCAGGCUCAACUCUGGACAUUGGAAGCCCUGCUCCAGCUACAAUACCAGAUUCUGGACGACAAGUCCCGUAACACCAAAGCUAUCCUCGGCCUCGACCUAGAGAGCGCAUUCGACAGGGUCGCCCAUUCGGCGGUCCGGGCCCAAAUCUCUCAUCUGAACCUCGGCGAAAGAGCCUGCAACUGCGUCAGAUACUUUCUCUCCAACGGAAAGGCGCUGCUCGUUGCGGGAGACGUGAAGUUUGAAGAGCAAACGCUGGAAAGCACCGACGAGAACGUCCAGCGCACGAUCUACGCCGACGAAAUCACGAUCUGGGUCAACCGUGGCAGAGACGGCCAGAUCGAAUCGUCGUUGCAGCAAGCGAUAGACGUCGUGGAAGAACGCCUGAGAAAUACGGCGCUCCGAUGCUCGCCCAAGAAGUCGGAGCUCCUGCUGUGCCGCCCCACCUGGAAGGCACGACCACCCAACAGAUCCAAGCGAGAGAGAGAAUACGAAGCAAGAAGUCGGCACACGAGGGACGGCUGA